UGCUACUGCUAACGUUUAACGUUAGAUGCUAAACCGACGGGGAGGGGCGGUUGGUUGUGGAUUUUGUAGCUAGCUGGAAUCAACUGAUCGAAAUCGUUACGCACGAUCCGCCAUUCCUCCGACAGUUGUCGCGAACAACCAUCGUUAUUGGAUGAAUUCGGCAUGGAGAAAGUAGCGGAGCCGUCUUGGACUUCUUCGUACACCUACCAGGUGAGCAAGCACAGUGCGGAGAUGCUACACAACCUCAACGUUCAGAGGAAAGAUGGAGGCAGGUUCUGCGAUGUGGUCUUACGCGUCGGCGAGGAGAGCUUCCCUGCCCACAAAGCUGUGUUAGCCGCCUGCAGUGAGUAUUUCGAGUCGGUCUUCAGUCGCCAGACGGAGGGCGACGGCGACGCCAAGGAGCUGGAGAUGCACACGAUCAGCCCGAAAGUUUUCAAAGACAUCUUGGACUUCGCCUAUACCUCCAGGAUCGUGGUGCGACUGGAGUGCUUCCCGGAGUUGAUGACAGCUGCCAAGUUUCUGCUGAUGCGGUCGGUCAUUGAGAUCUGUCAGGAGGUCAUCAAACAGUCCAACGUACAGAUCCUGGUGCCGACCUCUCGGGGAGGAGAUGCCAGCCUUUUUCAGGCCACGGGGGCCACGGAGCUGGGUUUCCCGGUGCCACAGCAGGAUCUGGUAAACGGAACGGGAAUGCUGGUGAACGGUCAGGGCUUUGCUAACAAUGCGCAGAUGCAUGUGGAUGGGAGCGAAGACGCCGCCGCCGUGUUACUAGAGGACGGCGGCGAGUCGUCGGUGCCAAUGUUGGAGCCUGUCGAAGGACUGUCGGUUUCUCCAUCAACGGAAAUAACGGGGAACACACUUCAUCACGACGCUGGCUCCCCGGGGUCAAAGAGGGGCAGGGGGAGACCAAAGAAAGCUGGUGGAGUAGUGGAGGCUGUACACUUCAGUCACAGCACCCAGAAAGACAAUGGGCUGUUUCCUUGCGGGACUUGCGGCAAAGCCUUCACAGAAGCUUCCCGCUUGAAGAACCACGAAGCGCAACACGGAGCCUCCAGCGGCGGUGUAAACAACGUCGGUGACAGCCUGUCAACAGCGGGCGGUAUGCCUAUCAUGUCUCAUCCUGGUCUGGUGGAAAACGGCUUGCAGUUACACGGAGGGCUGGCGCUUGAUAACGGUCGCAAACGGGAGCGGACCCGGCGCCACGUCGGCUGUGACAUAUGCGGGAAAGUUUUCCGCGACGUUUACCACCUGAACCGACACAAGCUCUCCCAUUCCGGGGAAAAGCCGUACGCAUGCCAUGUGUGCGGGCUCCGGUUCAAACGCAAGGACAGGAUGUCGUACCACGUGCGGUCCCAUGACGGGUCGGUCGGAAAACCGUACGUGUGCCAAAGUUGUGGCAAAGGUUUUUCAAGACCCGACCACCUGAAUGGACAUAUCAAACAAGUUCACACAACAGAGAGACCCCACAAGUGCCAGAUUUGUAAUGCCUCCUUUGCUACAAGAGAUCGCCUCCGGUCACACCUCGCAUGCCAUGAGGACAAAAUCCCCUGCAAAGUUUGUGGCAAGUUCCUGCGCGCUGCCUACAUGACAGACCACCUCAAGAAACACAGUGAAGGAACACAUAACUACUGUGGCAUUUGCAACAAAGGUUUCUCCACUGCGUCCUACCUUAAGGUGCAUAUAAAGACACACCAUGGCUCUCCACUGCCCCCCUCUGCCACAAUGCACACCUUCCCUGAGCCAAGGGGGGGACUGCAGAUGCACAACGGCACCCCUUACCACAUGGGACGCCAGUGCUCAGUGGAAGACCUGUGCGCCAGUCGCCAGCUGCUUCUCACCUCGUCUGAGGCAGAGGGUCGCUUUCAUGGGCUCUCUGGACACCCAGUUCUACCCCAGCCUGGCCCUCCAGCCUUGGGCCUGCAGCCUGAGCUGCUCAUGGGGAAGCCAGGUGGGACUCCAUAUUUCUGGGAGUGUCGCUCUGGUGGGGUGCCUGGCUUCCCCGUCCAUGGGCCUGUCACAGAUGGACAGGAAAACGCAGGAAAAUGUCCUCACCUGGAAUCAGAAGAAUCAGAUCCUUCAUUUGGCGAAUUGCCCAAUGGUGACGAGCUUAAAUCUCCACACAAACCUGAUAGGCCAGAGCUCGAGAUGCCCUCUUUAGCCUGUAACGGAGCCUCUGCAGGGGCACUGGGGUCCCCAGAGGGAUCCAAAGCCAAGACGGACCCUGAGAAGAAGUUUACCUGCGGGAUCUGCGGUCAGGCCUUCCGCACCAAGUCCUACCUCAACAAGCACCAGCACAGAGUUCACAAAGCCCAAAAGGCCCAGGGGGUUUCAGGGUCUGGCUUAAGUGAGCUGGCCCCGUCCCUGACCUCUCCUUUCUCCCCUCAACAAAACAUGUCUCUGCUGGAGUCCUUUGGCUUUCAGAUUGUCCAGUCUGCUUUUGCCUCUUCACUGGUAGAUGCUGAGGCAGGUCAAAGUGGACUUGACUUUGGAGGAAAGUGACAUUUUUGCUAGAGUUGUGACAAAGCUUCUCCCUUGUUGGACAAAGCCGGGUUGCCCACAGAAGAUGCUCUGUAUUUGGGAAUAACUUUGCCUCAAGACUACUUUUUCUGUUUGUCACGUUGCUUAAUGUGUAUCAAAUAUUUUUGUCAGAGACUGCCAUAUGAUUCCUACUUUUUCUACUUUUUCAGAGUAUGAAAAGUGUACGGUGUUUCAAUUUUCUUUGUAAAGAAAUGACAUGAAGGUUUUAUUUCCUUUAUCUGACGUGGAUCUGUUGAAGUUAUGUUUGGUAGGCUUUCAGUUGUUAUUGGCUUGUGUGUUGUUCUUAGCUGCGCACAUGUUCUUGAUGUGAGAUGAAUUAUUUACUGCAUUCUUAAAAUGAGAAAUUUGUUGUCUGUUGGCCCACUUUAACUGCUCUGAUAUACUUGGUAAAUCAACCCUUGGCCCUUACAACAAUUUCUAAUGUUUCGUAUUCCUCGUUCCCCGAAAGGCUGUAAACAUACGUUUUUACCUCAGAGCAACAAGAGGGCUGAUUUCUGCAUUUAUGUUUUUCUCUGCUUAUUUUAAGGAGGAUUUUCUUUUUCUUGAGGAAACCCAUUUAAAUUGGCCUCAAUUUUGAUAACAGGCUUUGCUUGGAAUCCGUUAAUUGUGAUUAAUUUACCAUAUUCCUAACAGGCCCACGGUAUAUUUCAUCACACAUUUAUUAUAAGCAGCGAAUUUGUAUGAAAAGAGUCAGUUUAACUGCCGCUGAGUAGCACUGAUAGUUGUCAAGGACCUUAAGGAAUUAUUAUUGACAGUACUCCAGUCGUCAACAGACAGUUCAGAAGCACUUGUAUCAUAAACAUGUAUCAAUAAAACUUAAAAUUUUAAUUGUUACAGAAUCCACACAAAGCGCAUUUGGCACCAUAAAAGCUGGCAAAAAGUGAUCACACCUAAAACAAAUGAAUAAUUAAGCUACCUCACAGCAGAAAAUAACACCAUAUUGCUUUGUUGAUCAUAGUUUAAUCCAGUUUAAUUCUUUUGCUAAAUUCAUUGGAUUUCAGAAAUGAAAAAACUGUAUUUAAAGCCCCAAUAGCAGCAAAGCUUUAUAGUUUUUCCAGUAUUUUUAAGAUCCCAAUCUCUAAAAAAUGCUUUCAGUCAUACUGAUACAACCAACAGUUUUUGUUUUUUUUAAUUAUUAUUAUUUUAGAAAAGCAUUUUAGGAUUGUUAUCAUUCACCAUCAACCCCUAGCGGUUGUGAAUCUUAACCAGAAAGCCCUGGAACACUGAUGAGAUGGCUGACAGGAUGUGCAAAUCUACUGGCAGCUCAUUUGGAUGUGAAAAGCCCUUUAUCCUUUAUAGAUUUGAUGAUUUGAUGAAAAACUGCAAAAAUAACGAGAGGAAAACCAUUUAUUAUUGUGAUCUAUACUGUGUACAGUAUAUUUUAUUAAAAUUUAGAAAUUAAAUAGUUUUUUUUUGUUUUUUUUUAAAAAUCAAGUCUGCAUAAAUUUUGAUUUGAAAUUGGUCUUGAAACAUGCCUUGAGCUUGUUGGGAAUUAGCUUUGUUACUACCCCCCCGGCCACAAUGACAAUAUUUCCAAGUAUUGUUUGUUAGGUAUUAAAUCAGUUGUGUACAUUAAACAGGGACCAAGGUCAGGUAUAUUUUCAUUAUAUAUUUUGAGAAAUGUAAAUUAUAUUUUAUU
Molecule: messenger RNA, 4174 nt
Organism: Xiphias gladius (swordfish)
Lineage: Eukaryota; Metazoa; Chordata; Actinopteri; Istiophoriformes; Xiphiidae
Gene: patz1
Product: POZ/BTB and AT hook containing zinc finger 1
Exons: 6
Coding region: 163-2496 (777 amino acids)
Biological process (GO): regulation of transcription by RNA polymerase II
Cellular component (GO): nucleus
Molecular function (GO): DNA-binding transcription factor activity, RNA polymerase II-specific; RNA polymerase II cis-regulatory region sequence-specific DNA binding; protein binding
Source: RefSeq, a predicted model, not a curated record